Molecule: messenger RNA, 1138 nt
Organism: Magnolia sinica
Lineage: Eukaryota; Viridiplantae; Streptophyta; Magnoliopsida; Magnoliales; Magnoliaceae
Product: protein TILLER ANGLE CONTROL 1-like
Exons: 5
Coding region: 50-871 (273 amino acids)
Biological process (GO): morphogenesis of a branching structure
Source: RefSeq, a predicted model, not a curated record
UGAAGCUGGUAAGGCUGACAUCUCUCUCUCUCUCUCUCUCUCUCUGAAAAUGAAGAUAUUCGACUGGCUGCACCGUAAGCUCCAUCAGAACGUAGACUACCACAUUUUUCCCCUUAAAGAAGAUUCGUCCCCUAACGGUGAGAUGACGUCAUCAAACCCCACGUGCGAGCGAGAUACGGAAGCUCUACUCCACAAGAACGUAAACCUAGUCGAUGUGAUGGACGGUUGGCAUGACGGCAUCCUAACCAUCGGCACGUUCGGCCUCGAUCAGUUCCAGACCUUUUCCCAAACCCAAGACCAAUAUUCCGUUGAAGAAGGAGAUAGAGAUGAACUGAAUCCGUUGGCAGAUGAGGCCUUCGCACUGAAGGUAGAGAAGGUAAUCGUUUCCAAAAAUGACAGCCCUUCUUGUGUCGUGGAAGAUGAAACAUGGAAAUCUCGUCCAUCGAUUGACGUUCCUGCCGAUAAUCCUCUCCUUCGAUCAUUUGAGACUCCAGAUUUUGACGAUGGCUGUUCGGAGGAGAAGAAAAGAAAUGGAGGGAGAACGACUUUGGCCGAUCUUUUCUCGGCAGAUGCAGCUGAUUUUGCUGAAUCUGGUAAGUGUAGUUCCGGCGUUGUUCUGACGGAUUCCAUGAAGAAAACGGCGUGCCGUACGAAGCACGUGCGCACGUGCGCUCAUUGGAAGGGGGAGGAUUCUCGUCCAGCAAGAAAACUACAUCGAAUGAUAAGAAGGGUGUUGAAGAAGAAGAUCCAUCCUGCAGCGGACGGCUCGAUCGAUGCACUGAUGGGUGGGCCCAUGCAUGGCGGCUCGAGGAAUGAUGAUGGUACACAUGAAACUAUUUCUUUACUUCAAGAUGUAGCAUUGGCUGUGUGAGUGAUUUUCAUUUGCUGGAAUUUUGUUUGAACUGUGUUGGACGAAUUCGAAGGAUGUAAGCUAUAUCUAGUUUUCAUGCAUGUGAGAUGUGGUUCUCUCCAUUUUACUGUUGCAUGGCUAGCUGUUAUGACUGUGCAUGUUUUGGCCUAUUUAUGUUGGCUUUUAGUACGUCUAAAAUAGUUGAAGAUUAACCAUAUAUGGAAUCCUAUGUCUAGUCUCUUCAUGGCACUUUUCAAGUACAUUGCUUAGGGUAGAUGAUUCCAUGGA